UUUCUUGCUUAAAGCCUUUCACGUUGGAUACUCUUACCAAGGUAGAUGUCAUAUUUGUAGACGUUUUUGUAUAUAUAGCCUAUACUAAGAGGUUUGGGAUCAKUUGAUUAAUCUGAAGUUAUUAUGGAAUAUAGAAGAGGUUCCAUGUUGAGGCGAGGGCGAUGGACCACCUUUGUCUUCCUAUUAUUGACCGUCCAUCAGUGUGUCGGGGAUAUUCGCUAUUCCAUUGCAGAAGAAAUUAAACGAGGUUCUGUGGUUGGGAGAUUUUCUCAGGAUUUGGGCAUCGAUGUAAAAACACUGUCGACCAGAAGACCAAGGAUCGAAUUCGAAGGUAGUGCACGAUACUGCGACAUUAACCAGAAGACUGGAGAUUUGAUYGUGAACGAGCGGAUGGACAGAGAGGAGCUGUGCGGACAAAGGCCGUCGUGUGCUUUGCAUUUUGACUUCUUUUUGGAAAACCCUCUAGAGUUGCACCGUGUCACACUUGACAUCCAAGAUGUUAACGACAACUUCCCAACAUUUCCCAAUGAAGUAAUCAAAUUAGAGAUCAGAGAAUCGGCCAAUAAAGGAGAGCGAUUUUCCAUUGACGAGGCCCUCGACACAGAUACGGGAGUCAAUUCAGUUCAGGGUUAUAGUCUAUCGGCAAAUGAACAUUUCACCUUGUCUGUUCACACAAGUGCUGAUACGGGUAAAUAUGCAGAGAUCGUACUAGAGCAUGAACUAGACCGCGAAAAACAGGACGAACUAUCACUUAUUCUGACAGCUUAUGAUGGCGGAAAGCCACAGAAAUCUGGCACAGUAGUUAUACAGGUCCGGGUACUAGAUGCUAAUGAUAAUGUCCCUGUAUUUACGCAGUCUAUUUAUAAGGUGAGUGUGCCUGAAAACGCUCCAUUGGGUACUGCCGUGGUCACUGUCAGUGCCAGCGAUGCAGAUGAAGGGGCGAAUGGAGAGGUUACAUAUGAAUUCAGUCAUAUUUCUAUCAAAACAAAAAAUACUUUCUCUAUUGAUCCAAAAAGUGGAGAGAUUAAAAUAAAAUCAAUGAUAGAUUUUGAAGAUACAUCGUCCUUUGAGCUGCGAGUUAAAGCUAAAGAUGGAGCAGGUCAGGCUGCUUCAUGUAAAGUUAUUGUUGACGUCGCUGAUAUUAAUGACAACGCCCCAGUCAUACUUAUUAAGUCAUUAAAAUCACCAUUGCCAGAAAACUCACCAGCCGGUACAGAGGUUGCCUUAAUUUAUGUACAGGACAGAGAUUCUGAGUCCAACAGCAAAGUAAGAUGUUCUAUUGAGCAGAACACAUACUUCAAAUUGUCCCCGUCAAUCAAAAAACACCUUUCCCUAAUAACUGCUGUGGAAUUGGAUCGUGAGACACAGUCCGAAUACAACAUCACUCUUAUUGCAACCGAUGAAGGAUAUCCUCCACUGUCAUCUUUUCAAACGAUUACGUUAAUUGUUUCUGAUGUGAAUGACAACCCACCUGUGUUUGAGAAAGAACAAUCCUACAGUUCCCUAUGUGACUGAAUA
Molecule: messenger RNA, 1518 nt
Organism: Salvelinus sp. IW2-2015
Lineage: Eukaryota; Metazoa; Chordata; Actinopteri; Salmoniformes; Salmonidae
Product: protocadherin beta-15-like
Biological process (GO): homophilic cell-cell adhesion
Cellular component (GO): plasma membrane
Molecular function (GO): calcium ion binding
Source: RefSeq, a predicted model, not a curated record